Molecule: messenger RNA, 2244 nt
Organism: Suillus fuscotomentosus
Lineage: Eukaryota; Fungi; Basidiomycota; Agaricomycetes; Boletales; Suillaceae
Exons: 13
Coding region: 1-2244 (747 amino acids)
Biological process (GO): rRNA processing
Cellular component (GO): nucleus
Source: RefSeq, a predicted model, not a curated record
AUGCCAAAGAGCUCCAAAAAGAAGAAAGAGAAGGCAGUCGACUUCUCGAAAGCUAAAUUGAAACUUGGUAAAGGCAAGCAGCUACCAAGCAAUGCGGUGGAUACUUCAUUCAAAGCCCGUAGCAUUGUACUUCCUACCCAGAGUAUUGCUAUAGAGAAGGAUGCUACACUUCCUACCACCAGGAGGAAACAGUCAUUCGAUGACCUCGUUUCGCUCAUGAAACACUACAAUGCAAAUACCCGGAAAGAUGCCAUCUUAAGCUUCCGGGAGUUGUUUGAAUUGCAUCCUGACAUUGUAGAAUCCUCAAUGACCGUACUACUAGGUGCUUGUGUCCGCUUGAUUGGAGAUGAGGAUGCAGGCGUUCGAAAGACACUGCUUUUAUUCUUGAGUUGGUUGCUACCUCUUGUUUCGAAGGAGGAUCUGAUCCCUCAUGUUCCACUGCUCAUUCUUUUCACUACAUCAGCCCAGACCCAUAUCUACCCAGAAAUCAGGAUCGAUGCCGUGCGAUUCUUAGACUUGUUUCUUGAGAUAGUUCCAGAAAGCGUGGUCGAUGGCUGGACCCAAGGAAACUCUGGACACGGCAAAAGAGUUUUAGAGGGAUACUUAGGGAUAUUGAGCGCAGGAACCAAAUAUGGUGACACCGAAGGUGAAUUAAAGGCAACAUCAACUGCUAGUGUAGUUCUUUCGUCGCAGUCGAAGCUCAUCAUACUGAAGUCACUUUCGGCAUUUCUCACUCAUGCGGUAUCACAACAACUGCGACUGUCAAAUCAUGCAACUUCUAACCUGGACCCGGCCGCAGUCCCAUUACCAACAUGGUUCCUCGCUCCUUCUUUCCGCUCUACUCGGCCAUUCAUUGCUUACCAACGACUGUUCCGACCCGAGUCGGUUGAUCGUCAACCUCAGCUGGACGCCGAGCACCCUCGCGAUGACUUUAUAUGUAUGCCGAACUUCGCGACUGACCCAUUAGCCACGGCUUGGUCUUUAAAUGACCUUUCUGAUUUAUCACUUGCUCAAACUGAAUCAUUGACUCAUCCAAAUAGUAAUACUUCCUCUCUCAUCCACCUGGCUCGAACGCUGUACUCGACUUUACUAGCUUCGUAUCUUGAUUGCGCUCCCAUUGUCUUUUCACCUAGCGCGAAUCCUCCUGAAGCAGAGCUCAACCUUCUUACCGUGACGGCGCGAAUCAUGAAGACGCUCUAUGGAUCAAUAUUGCAAGACAGGUUCUCGUUGAGCCACGCCGAGGAGGAAACCCUUUGCGACGAGCUAAGUACCUUGCUCGGUUAUAUGACAGGGUACUUUCCGUUCAGGCCUGCGCGCCGAGAAAUCAAGGUGGAACAUGCAUUCCAAGAUCUGAAUAUAAUCUACUGCGAGCUCACAGCACUAUUGGUUCUCGUAUCCUUCCGCCGACCAUCAGGAGAUAUGUCACGCAAAGCCCGUUUUCCAACUUCUCGAUCAAACGCUUUUUUUUCUCAUGUCAAAUAUGAGGGCAAGUUAACCUUACAAGCCGGCCUGGUCAGAACAUACGUCACUAGUCUUCUGCAAGGGGAAGACCACUCUGGGGCACAGAUUUCAAGGCCGCUAAUCCCGACGAUGUACACCGCGCUGCUACCCACGAUAUGGGCUCUUCUAAACCAGCCGAAGGAGAGCCACACGCGGAGUCAAGGCGAGGCCCCCAUAGACACCGUAUUAUCCGCGAUGCUUGAUCAAGCGAUUAAGACGACAUCGAAGUCUGCUGUCAAGGCGCUCACUGUGGAGUUUAUAGCUCGGAUUCUUUUGCUCGAAACAGAGUCAGACUAUUGCGGUCAUUUCGAUGUGCGCAAUACAGGGGAGCAGGAAAAAUUCCGAGAAUGGAUAUUACACCUCCCAAAGACGCUUUGGGAGAUAGGUCCUCACAACCUGGCUACUUCCGAGAUAGUCAUCAAAUCAUUGUUACGUCUUCUCCAGCGUGGCUCCAUCAUGAUCAAACAUGAGGAAAUCAUCGGAUUGCAAACCCGCCUCACGCCCUUUUUCAUGAUCACGCAUCCUGUUCGCGGUCGGCUUCCUGGCCCGUUCACCAAAAUCCCUACUUCUUCACUACUUAUCCGAAGGUUAGCGGUGGACCUUGUAGUUACGAUUCUCUCAGUCUCAACGAGAUCGGAGGGGGAGGAGAGAGAGAAUCUUAUGAUCGCAGUGGGUAGUGCAGUAUCAGGUACCCCCGAAGAAGGCUAUUGGCAGCAACUUGUGACAGCAACAGGGCUGUCGUGA